Messenger RNA from Ostertagia ostertagi, 426 nucleotides. The record is from the annotation of a GenBank genome assembly. NCBI's taxonomy places the organism in Eukaryota, Metazoa, Nematoda, Chromadorea, Rhabditida, Trichostrongylidae.
AUGGAAAGGGGAAGUAAAAUGACGUUGAAUUCUCAAGUUCAGAAUUACUGGCGUACCGGAGGCGAAACGCGAGCAAAUACGCAGCAAUGCUACAAGUCAAAGCCGACCACUCCCUCUGCCGUUAGCGGCGGCCGAUUCGAGCACUCCGUUCAUCAGUCCAUAGCCCAUCCAAGGAGUACACAGCGUGAGUCCACGUUCGGCUCCCCAACUCGAAUCGCUCAAGUGUUUCCGUUGAUACCAAAGGAUCACGCAGUGCCGUAUAUCCAGCGAUCCGUGCAGGACGUUUCCACACAGAACAAUAACGGACCUCAUCGAGCACAUUCGGUCGAACUACUUCAACCCGAUGUCAGCGAAGAAAUACGGCGGGCAUCGUUCGAUGUGCCCAGGGGCACUGGACGACAGCUGCCAAGUACCGAAGGACUGGAG